UUUUCUGACAUUUUUACACGAUCUAAAAAUACAUUUGAAAAUUGGAAGGAUGGAAUAUUAUAUUUGGAGAGAACGAAACCUAAAAAAUACGGAAAUCACAAAUAAUUGUCCGUGUCACAUGAUCAAACCUGACUAAUCAGAGCGAGCCAAGUCCAACGGAAAAGUACGUUCAUUGUUUGGAUGUUUUGCCAAUUUUACCUUUUAUAUCUGAUAAAGAUACGAUCAAAACGCCGCGGGAAAUGGAUGUAGCCUUGAAGCUCUGGGAGAACAGACGGAGUGUGGAUACGUUUUAUCGUGGUUUUGAUGAAACGCCACGUGUUCAGGUUUGAUGAAGUGUGCAGAUCCGAAUCGUUUCAUCACAUGACUCCCCUCCCCCACCCAGCCCGGGGAACGGGGGAAGAAGGCGGACAUGUUUGAGGGGAAAUGUGCUGGUUAAAAAGUAUCCAAGUGGAAGACAAAGAAGAUUAUUGGAAGAAAGGUUUCGCUCUUUUUUGGGGAUUUAUCAGUCCACAUCUGUUUUUGCUUUUAUCCAGAGACUUUAAAUAGACUUUUUGAAAUUUUUUUCGUAUAUAUAACUGUCACUUCAGGGAGUACUUAGUUUUAUUUGUAACCCUGACAAAGUAACAAUACUAAUUGUCUAUUACUGCAUGAACUGUAAGGAAUCUUUCUGUCGGUUAUUUGAGUGACAUUGUAGGGACUCUGUAACCUUGGUAUGGGGGAUGGGCCCGAAUGAUUAGGUAACGUCCUGUGUGCCUUGAAUUAGUUUUAUUUUAAUGAAUCUAGGAAGAUAAAUAUUUAUUUUUUCAGUGGUAACAACCUGGUUUUGUUAAGAGUUCAAAGUUAUUUUCCCGUCCUGCUUUUUCCAGUCUUAGUAUGGUUGGGCACAGUAAACCUGUAUAUAGAUUUUAGGUUUUUUAUUACUACGACACAUUACCACAUAUUUAAUGGAUGCUGUGUAUUAGUUUCGAUUGGUUGUUUUUGGUUUGGGCUGGACUCAGUUUGAAAAAUUGCUGUGUCAUUCUGUGGGUUGUUGCUGCUAUGACCUUGUCAGGGUAGUAUUUUAUUUCAAUUUGAUAAUUUGAGUUGUUUUACCCGAGGGAUAUAUGAUAACUAUCUGAAUCUGAACUGAAGAGCUAAUUUGUCUUUAGUACUUCACUACUUCUAAUGUAUGUAAGCCACAUGGAGGCCUUGUUUGAUGGCAUUUUUCAGUAAGCUCGUCUGAUGCGUUUGCUUUUACUGAAGACAAACUAUUAUCGUGUUUAUAACACUGUGGAGAUGUUUUAUGUAUUCUUUUUCAUAGUAAAGCGUCUAUCUAGUUGGGAUCAUUAUAACAUACUUUGUGUUUCACUGCUCAAAGAUGGCGCCCGCCUACAUGUUCUAGAACAAACUGAUGAUUUCACGAGGGAGAGGCUCUCUUCGGGCGGUACUCGUGACUGCUUCGGUGAACCAAUAGGAGUGUUGGUCUUCAGACUACAAGCCCGCGUUACGGCCCUUUUAACCAAUCACCGUCGUCGUUGUGAACACGUUGACGUAAUACAAUAUGUUAAAGAACAGGGAGGCCCUGUUGCUCUCGUUUUCCGUGAAAGAUUGCGUUCGUGAGCCAGUCACAGACGACGCAUCAGCAGGACAGGGCGGACUGGACCAAUGGUGCUGGGUAAUAUCCUUGAAGGACAGGGGAAACAUGCGAAUAGGUUGGUCCUAAACGUUGCUUGCGGAUCUCCGACAACCUGUGGGUGUGGUAAUUUUAACAGACAUCGUGAGUAGCGAAUAAGGAGUCGGUGGGCGGAGAAACACAGAGGCAGUUUAUCCAAUGAGGUGAAUGGUUGGUCUAUAAAAGCCCGGGUGUAGUCCAUCUCGUCGCCAUUUCAACGAAGCGAUUCAGAGGGAUUUCGUCGUGGCGGGCAGCGAAGAAAACUGACGAGCCGAGACGGAUCCUGCUUUUGAGUGUUUCCCAAAACAGAAUCCGGAUCCAUCCUGAUGGAUAUGGCUGUUAACCCGCCCCUUGACAGGUAUCUAUCGGUAGAACUGGCUCUCGUCUUACCAUGAAAAGGAUUAUUUUAACAGAUUUUUCCCCCUUUUUUAAAUAUAUCUGUACUGGCUCCCCGUGUGUAUUGUUAAACGCUCAGGGGUGAGAGAUGGACACUGGACAAAGCACCGGAAUGAGUUAAUUUAUACUUUGAAACAAUUAUUUAUAAAUAUAAAAGAUAUACUGGAAUAUAUACAACUUCGCCGGCGCCAUCUUCGGGUCUUUGCGGCCGUUGGCUGCUCUCUCCCGCAUCUCAGCAGUUGGUGUUAGCAUAGCUAGUAGCAUUAGCAGGUUCACGGACUAAACUCGUGUUUUAUUUAUACGUGCUCGGUCAAAUACGGUUAUAAUAGAAGAGCGAAAUGUGUAACCGAAUGUAGGUUGUUCGAUAGGAAGACCGCUACGGAGUACGUGUUUUUUGUUUGUUUUUUUUGUUAGACGUAUUGUAUAAAUAUCGGCUGGUUAUUCCGUGGUGAAACAGAGUUUCACUGCAUACGCCAUAACUGAAGCGCUGCUACAUCCAAACAAUCUGUAGGGCUUCGCCGGCUUGUUGUGGUAGCCAUGUGGUCAGAUUGUUGUGAUGGACAGUGCUGGGUUGUGGGGUUCGACCUAAAAGAUGCCAGAUAUGUAACUUAUUCAAACUAUUAUUAAAACAAAUAAUUUAGAUUGUUCAUAGGAAUAAUUAAAAUAAGUCCUGGAUCUGUGUCCUGGGGUGGUUUGUGUUUCUGUCCGUUGCCAGGUUACAGAGCUCAGUGUCACUCAGAUCACUAAGUGGCGCCAUAUUUAGUUUACUUAAACUGUCUUUUUUUUCUGUAAUGGUUUCAUUUUUGUUUUAGUUCAGUUUUAAAUGGCAAAUUUUUAAAUACAUUUUUUCAGUAAUUUUUUUCAGUAAUGUUGCUCUUGUGUAAAUGAUUCAUUCUUUUGCUUUUUUAAAUAAAGUACACUAACUGUCAAAUGAGUUUCCAGACGUUUAUUUGAGAUUUUUAUAUUACCUCAAAUGGGUAACGGUAUGUUUUUGAUGGCCCUUUUCUAAAGGUUAUCUCUGAAAUUAACGAGCUGAAAUUAAAUGCCCUAAUGUAUCUUAUGCCCUGGUUUUGCUUGGGGUGUAAACAAACUCCUUGUGAAGAAAAGAUUGAGUAUUGUGACUUCUAUAAGAUGGUAUCAAGACAUGUAUGAGUCAGGUCAAAUGUUUUCCAGAAGAUGACCCCCAAUUUGAUGGAGUGUUGACUGCACAAGAAGCCACGUGCAUUCAGGAGUAAAAUGCAAAACGGUGUGAUGCCGGUUACAUUCAUCAGAAAAGACAGGAUGACAUCUGAAAAUAUGGUUCAUGCAAAAAGAUCAAGGCUGAGAUUAAAGCAAAGUUCUUGACUUUGCUAAUCUUUUCUUGCCUCUUUGUUUUGACAGUCGUCUCUUAAGAGAAAUCGGCUUUUAUUUUCAAUUUUAAUCUGCUAAACAUAUCAAAUACUGCAAGUGAUAUCAAAUUUCCUUGCAUUUUCUGAGAAUUAUUACCAUAUACUACUGAGUCAUUCACUAAACAACAAAAUUAGGGCUUUGUUAAUCUUUAGGAAAAAAAGUUACCAGAAACCAAAACCAGGAUGACUUUGCACAUUUUUUUUUAUAAGUAUCUGCUCUGGAAAUAAAACAUUACUAAACUGAACGAUAAAAGAAAUUCAUGAAAGAUUGGAAGUCUAUUGUUGGCAUGUAUUGCCGUGAAAUCUUAUUGUGGAACACCAACUGCUGCAGCAUGCUAAUAACCCCACCCACCCUGUUCUGAGGUUUUGUUUUUUUUCCCCCACACAGAAGUGAGUGGGUGGGUGGAGUUAGUCAGUGUUAUUGACAGGGAAGUGGGUGCAGACUAGGAAGUGGUGUUCUCAUGGUGCCGGUUGGCUGAUUUAACGCUUGUAUGCUCUGUCAGAAUGAUGGAUGUCUUCUUCAUGACAUGGAGACUUGCUGUUCUGUAAAAUUGGUGGCGCUAUGGAGUGGUUGAAGGGGAAUAACCAGAACUUACACAAUAGCAUGCAGUAUAAACUAUAAGGGAAAAUACUUUAAUGUUGAUCAAUUAAAAAUAUUUUGUUUAAUGUCUAAACAUUGCAGAAUUUGACUAAAGCACUCAUUCUGGGGUUGACCCUGGUUUUACUGGAGUGACAAUGGAUCAGAGCACUGGUACAGCUGGAAAACGCAUCCGGAAGCCCUCACAGCUCUACGAAGGCUUUGAGAGUCCUGGGAUGCCCCCCAUCAGUCAGCUGACCCCUUUGGGACCGCCCCAGCCCACAGUGAAAGACCCCAGCAGGCAGGGCAGGAUGACCAACCAACUCCAGUUCCUGCAGAAAGUUGUCCUCAAGUCCCUGUGGAGGCAUCACUUUGCCUGGCCGUUUCAUGAACCAGUGGAUGCAAUCAAGCUCGGCCUGCCUGAUUAUCAUAAGAUCAUAAAGAAUCCGAUGGACAUGGGCAGCAUCAAGAAGAGAUUAGAGAACAACUACUACCGCAGUGCCAGCGAGUGCAUGCAGGACUUCAACACCAUGUUUACAAACUGCUACAUUUACAACAAGCCAACAGAUGACAUUGUGCUGAUGGCCCAGUCUCUGGAGAAAGCCUUCCUGCAGAAAGUGGCCCAGAUGCCCCAAGAGGAGAUAGAACUGGCCCCUCCACCUCCACGCAGCAAAUCUGCAAAAUCAUCCAAAAAAGCCAGAAACAAUCCAGUUCCAGGUGGAGUGACGACAGCCCAUCAAGUUCCAGCCGUCUCCCAGUCUGCGUAUUCUCCUCCCACUCCAGAAACGCCUGACUCCAUCCUGUCCACCCCCCCACAGACUAUUUUAUCCAAGAGCAUUACCUUCCCCUCUGAGCACAGCAUCCCCUCCAUCACCAGCAUGCCCCCCACACAGCCCACUGCAAAGAAAAAAGGUGUGAAGAGGAAAGCGGACACGACCACUCCGACCACGAUGGCCAUGCCCAUCAUGAGCACCAUGGGCGUCAGCGGGAUCGGCCUGGGGAUGGGCGGCGGCCUGGACUCGCCGCUGACCCUCACCUCUCUGGGCAUGGAGCACAGUGGCGGUCUGGGCAUGACCCCAGGCCUGGGUCUGGGCCAGGGCAUGGUGAUGAGCAUGGAGAUGGCUCAUGGGGGAAUGAUGAUGGGGAACAAAGGCACAGCGGCGAGCAGGAGAGGCGUGAGCGGCCGGCCCAUCAAGCCUCCCAAGAAGGACUUACCGGACUCCAUCCUGCCGACGCCGGUGCGCCGCAGCAAGCUGACACCGCAGCUGCGCUACUGCAGCAACGUCCUGAAGGAGCUGCUGUCCAAGAAGCACGCCGCGUACGCCUGGCCAUUCUAUAAGCCCGUCGACGCCAUGUCGCUGGGUCUCCAUGACUACCACGACAUCAUCAAGCAGCCCAUGGACCUGAGCACCAUCAAGAGGAAGAUGGACAGCAGGGAGUACAGAGACGCCCAGCAGUUCUCCGCCGACGUCCGACUCAUGUUCUCCAACUGCUACAAGUACAACCCUCCAGACCACGACGUGGUCGCCAUGGCCAGAAAACUCCAGGACGUGUUUGAGUUCUGCUUCGCUAAGAUGCCCGACGAGCCUCCAGCACCUCCCACAUCCUCGUCUUCCUCCACUUCCUGCUCGUCUUCCUCAUCUGAGAGCGAUUUCAGCAGCGACAGCGAGGAGAGCGACAGCAGCCUGAGCUCCGACUCUGAGGAGGAGCGGGCCAACCGGCUGGCCGAGCUGCAGGAGCAGCUGAAGGCUGUACACGAGCAGCUCACCGCUCUCUCUCAGGGUCCCAUCGUCAAACCCAAGAAGAAGAAGGAAAAGAAGGACAAGAAAAAGAAGAAGAAAGUAGAGAAACAUCGGAGGAUGGAUGAGGAGAUCGUCUCUGUGAAACCGCCCAAAACCCCCAAGAUGUCCAAGUCUUCAAAGACGACAAAGAGCAACAAAGGCAUCAGCUGUCCUGUCAUACCAGUGAAGAAGACUCAGAGCAAGAAAACCAACAAGAGCAAAUCCAAAAAGACCAACAUGAUGUUCAGCGUGUCCCAGCCGAUGCACGACCCUCUGGUCAGCCAUUUUGACUCUGAUGAGGAGGAGGACACGGUUCCCAUGUCGUACGACGAGAAGCGCCAGCUGAGCCUGGACAUCAACAAGCUGCCCGGCGAGAAGCUGGGCCGCGUUGUUUACAUCAUCCAGUCCAGAGAGCCGUCGCUGAGGGACACCAACCCUGAGGAGAUCGAGAUCGACUUCGAGACGCUGAAGCCGUCGACGCUCAGGGAGCUGGAGCGAUACGUCAUGACGUGUCUGAGGAAGAAACCUCGCAAGCCGUACGCGAGUAAAAAGAACAGCGCCGGAAAGACGCGGGAGGAGCUGGCGAUGGAGAAGCAGAUGGAGCUGGAGAGACGACUGAUGGACGUCAGCGGUCAGCUCAACUCCGGGAAGAAACCGUCUAAGACCAAAAAUGAUAAACCUGCGUCAGACGUUCACGCUCAGCCGUCUCGCCUCAGCGCCAGCAGCUCCUCCUCGGACUCCUCCUCUUCCUCCUCCUCUUCGUCAUCCUCCGACACAAGCGAAUCGGAUUCCGGUUGAAUCCGAGUCGCUCAGACUGUUUCCAAACCAAAAGGGUCCGGUGACGGCGCCCUGGUGUCCUCCUCCCCUCCAAGCGGGCUGAUGGAGGACGGGUCAAGGCCGGCCCACCGGGUCCGGACAGAGAUGGGCUCUCCCUGCGCUCGGCUCCAUCCGGCAGCCCUGAACAUUUCCCGGCAGAUGAAUGUGAGCGGAGGAGAGCGACUGGAGCGACCUGCUGGCUCCGGGCGGAGCGACAGGAAGCUCCAUCUCCUGCUGAUGAAGAUUGAUGCAUACGUUGGAGGGAUUAGGGUGCUACAGCCAGAAUAUCUGCAUUUUCUGGAUUUUUUUUCCCUUCUUACCAUGCUCCAUGUCUUUAUGCUGUAUAGAGAACAUGUACAGAUGUAUAAAUAUCUAUUUUUCUUUUAUAAAGAAGCCUUUUAUGGAGCUUAUUUAUUCCCUCAUUCUGGGAAAAGAUUAAACUGGCGUGAACAGAGCUGUGUGUUUAGAUUUUCUUUUUGAGUGAUAAGAGGGGAGUUAGGUUUUUGUAUGAAUGUAUGAUGUGUGUGUUUGCAUGUGUGUGUGAAAGAUCUGGCACCACAAGUGCAUCCUGGUGAAGUUCCUCAUAGUUUAGAAGCAGACGCUGCGCUCGCUCUGCACGCAGAAGCACCUUGGUUCAGCAGAAAACAGCCUGCAUGCAACAGAGGAGCUGACGGCCUCGCUGCGUCUCCAGCCGGUCGCUGUACAGAAACUAAACGUGUCAUAGUUUCAAUAUUUCUGUUCCCAUGUCGACUGUUUGUUUUCUCCAUGUAUUACAAGUUCUCUGUAAACAUGUUGCUUUUUUGUUCUUCGUGACCAAUCUGCUAAUAAAUUGUGAGGACUUGUCUUGUCGACUCACCUGUGCCCAAAUAACUUCUGGAUCCUUUUCAUUUCUUCACCUCAGUUACAGAUUUAAUCUGAUCUCUUACAGGUUUGUUGUCAGUAGAAUCUAAAAUCUCUGUGUUCUUGCAGCUGAAUCUUGUUUACUUUGUGUGACAAAAUCAGUUACUGGAAUCAGGAGGUAUUGUAAAGAUGCAUUGUUUAUGUUGACAGUUCCACAAAGCAUUUUAUAAUUCAUUGCAUCUUGGUUUUCUGUUUGGUUUCAGAUUGAAAUAGUGUCUAAGUUAUUUAGAGUAAAUAUGGAUAUUAUUGAAAGGGUUUAGUCUACUGAAAUAUGCACAUUCAGAGUAAUAAAGGUGUACAUAUUUUACAGAGUCAAAACCUUGGAGUGUGGUUUUCCUUUAUGGUCUGAUUUUUUUUAUUUGCUACUGUUUGGCUCCAGUUGUGACAUUUAAAACUCUACAUGUCAGUCUUGCUCUGAAGUUUGUCAGAAAUCUUAAUGCCUCUGCUUGUUCUGAACAUUUGUACAUAAAUAAAUGCAUCAUUUCA
Messenger RNA from Poecilia latipinna (sailfin molly), 7995 nucleotides. RefSeq names its product bromodomain containing 2a (gene brd2a). Lineage: Eukaryota; Metazoa; Chordata; Actinopteri; Cyprinodontiformes; Poeciliidae. Gene Ontology annotation, biological process: chromatin remodeling; regulation of DNA-templated transcription. Gene Ontology annotation, cellular component: chromatin; nucleus. The coding region runs from base 4171 to 6591 and encodes 806 amino acids. The record is from RefSeq and is a predicted model, not a curated record. The transcript has 12 exons.